AUGUCGGGCCGUCAGGGAAACAAGCUGCCCAGCAACCUGCCCCAGCUGCAGAACCUCAUCAAGCGGGACCCCACCUCCUACACCGAAGAGUUCCUCCAGCAGUACCACCACUAUCAGUCCCAUGUGGAGAUUUUCACCUUCCAGCCGGACAAGCCCAGUAAGGAGCUGGCCGAACUGGUGAUGUUCCUGGCCCAGGUUGCCCAAUGCUACCCGGAACACAUGGCCAGCUUUCCCCAGCAGCUGAAGGAGCUGCUGUCCUACCACCAUACGGUGCUGGAUGCAGACCUCCGCAUGACGUUCUGUAAGGCUUUGAUCUUGUUAAGAAACAAGAAUCUAAUAAAUCCAACAAGUUUGCUGGAGCUCUUCUUUCAACUGCUGCGGUGUCACGAUAAACUUUUACGAAAAACUUUGUAUACUCACAUCGUGUCGGACAUCAAGAAUGUCAAUGCUAAACACAAAAACAAUAAAGUAAACACAACACUGCAGAACUUCAUGUACACUAUGUUGAGAGACAGCAAUCCCACUGCUGCCAAGAUAUCUCUGGACGUGAUGAUUGAACUUUACAGAAGGAAUAUUUGGAACGAUGCCAAAACAGUAAAUGUUAUCACAACUGCCUGCUUUUCAAAAGUGACGAAGGUAUUAGUUGCUAGUUUGAAGUUCUUUCUUGGGAGAGAUGAAGAUGAGAAACAAGACAGUGACUCAGAAUCUGAGGAUGAUGUUCCCACAGCAAGAGAUCUGAUGUUGCGCUAUGCAACUAACAAGAAAACCACCAAGCGCAAGAAGAAACUGGAAAAAGCGAUGAAGGUUCUCAAGAAACAGAAGAAGAAGAGCAAGCCAGAGGUGUUCAACUUCUCUGCUAUCCACUUGAUUCAUGAUCCCCAAGACUUUGCAGAGAAACUGCUGAAGCAGCUGGAGAACUGUAAGGAACGAUUUGAAGUGAAGAUGAUGUUCAUGGACCUAAUAUCUAGGCUAGUUGGAAUACACGAGCUCUUUCUUUUUAAUUUCUACCCCUUCGUUCAGAGAUUCCUACAGCCCCAUCAGAGAGAAGUGACAAAGAUUCUUCUCUUCGCUGCACAGGCUUCCCAUCAGCUAGUACCACCCGAGAUUAUCCAGUCAGUGUUAAUGACCAUUGCCAACAACUUCGUCACUGAUAAGAAUUCUGGGGAGGUCAUGACCGUAGGAAUCAAUGCAAUAAAAGAAAUCACUGCGAGAUGUCCCUUAGCUAUGACGGAAGAUCUGCUCCAAGACCUCGUUCAGUACAAGACUCAUAAAAAUAAAAAUGUGAUGAUGUCUGCAAGAACUCUGAUACACCUUUUCCGUUCUCUGAAUCCAGAGAUGCUGCAGAAGAAAUUCAGAGGUAAGCCUACUGAGGCCUCUGUGGAAGCCAGGAUUCAUGAAUAUGGAGAACUGGAUGCCAAAGAUUAUAUCCCAGGAGCAGAAGUACUGGAUGUUGAGAGUCAAAAGGAAAAGGGAGGAACCCAAGAGGAAGAUGGAUGGGAAAGUGCUAGUCUGAGUGAGGAAGAAGAUAAUGAGGAUGGCGAAUGGAUUGAUGUGCAUCACUCCUCGGAUGAGGAGCAGCAAGAAGUAGCAGAGAAGGUGAACAGCAUGCCCAUAGAGGAACGAAAAGCCAAAGCUGCGGCAGUCAGUACAAGCAGGCUGCUAACCCAAGAAGACUUCCACAAAAUACGCCUUGCCCAGCUCUCCAAAGAACUUAAUUCUGCACCCGGCAAAGCUGCCAAGAGGAAAAAUAUUGAAAUAGAUGAUGAAGAGGAGGAGGGCAGGGGAGAGUUGCUUUCACUCAGAGAUAUUGAACAUCUGCAUAAGAAGCCUAAAUCGGAUAAGGAGACCAGAUUGGCAACUGCAAUGGCUGGAAAAACAGACAGAAAAGAAUUUGUGAAAAAGAAAACAAGGAUUAACCCAUUUGCCAGCUCUUCCAACAAAGAAAAGAAAAAGCACAAGAAUUUCAUGAUGAUCAGAUACAGCCAUAGUGUCCGGACAAAAAAUAAGCGUUCUUUCAGGGAAAAACAGCUGGCUCUUCGAGAUGCGCUUCUGAAGAAGAGAAAACGUCUGCUGAAAUAAAAAAUGUUAACGGAGAAGAUUACUUAACCACCCUUGAAGAAA
Molecule: messenger RNA, 2121 nt
Organism: Phaethon lepturus (White-tailed tropicbird)
Lineage: Eukaryota; Metazoa; Chordata; Aves; Phaethontiformes; Phaethontidae
Gene: SDAD1
Product: SDA1 domain containing 1
Exons: 22
Coding region: 1-2079 (692 amino acids)
Biological process (GO): ribosomal large subunit biogenesis; ribosomal large subunit export from nucleus
Cellular component (GO): nucleolus
Source: RefSeq, a predicted model, not a curated record